AUGCUUGGCUGGACUCGCAUUAUCGGACGGGCCACGAGCCAUGCGACACGAUUCUGUUCAUCCUCAUCGGCUGCAUCAGCAUUGCCUGAAGCACUCAAAGAACGGAUCCAGAAACUGGUCAAAGCCGAACCGGUGGUUGUUUUUAUGAAGGGAACACAACAGGAACCAAUGUGCGGAUUCAGCAAAAACGUAAAACUGGUAAGUAGUAUUAUCCACGUUUUCGCAGAUGAAACACCGCCCGGGAUAUCAGAGUCGAUGCCACAGGUUAGUGGUGUCUAG
Messenger RNA from Gongylonema pulchrum, 279 nucleotides. Lineage: Eukaryota; Metazoa; Nematoda; Chromadorea; Rhabditida; Gongylonematidae. The record is from the annotation of a GenBank genome assembly.